Messenger RNA from Rhododendron vialii, 825 nucleotides. RefSeq lists its product as uncharacterized. The record is from RefSeq and is a predicted model, not a curated record. The transcript has 9 exons. Bases 1 to 825 code for a protein of 274 amino acids. Lineage: Eukaryota; Viridiplantae; Streptophyta; Magnoliopsida; Ericales; Ericaceae.
AUGCCAUCUGUUGUUCUGUUGUCAUUGUUCGGGUUCUCUUCACAGCCAGACCGCUUGAUUGUUUUUGACCGGGAAGGCUUUACCUUUGAGAGGCAGAGAAGGAGGUUGCAGCCACCAUUGGAGCUGUACACCGCAGCAGCUGUGGAGGACAGCUUGAACUUGAGAGGAGCAAUGGAACUUUCUAAAGGGAAAGGGAAGGCCAUCUAUGUAGCCAAGGGAAAGAAAUUAAUGCUGGAUGGUGAUUUGGAGAAGACUGUUACGUUUCUUCGAGAAAAGAAUGUUGGCGUAGUGAUCCGUGAUGAGCGAGAAUUGAAUCAGAUUCGCAUGCAUGGGGAAAAGGCAAAGGAAAAGCCAAUUUGUGGAGGUAAAGAAAAUGCUGCACCUAAAGUGGCACCUAAUGAUAAUGUUAGAUCAAAGGCCCAAUGCUUACGACGUGAACGAGAGAGAGCAAGAGACAACAUUCAACCAAGGCAGCCCACAUCCUUUUCGUCUUUAACACCAAGUCGUCGCCGACGUGCAUGCCUAGAAGAUGGCAUGUCUAUAGAAAUUCCUACAACUUCACCAAAGCGAGCAAUGGUUUCACAUGCCUUCCAGUUAUCAUCAGUUGUGAUAUCAGAAGAGAAAGGUAGACUAAAGAAGGAUGAGGAAGAGGACAAAGAAAAGUGGAAAAGAAAGUGUGAGCAUGAGGAGCAGUGGGUGCCUUCAAGAAGCUAUCAUACUGCAGUGGGCAUGAAGGGCGGUAUCAUGGCAAACUUUGCGGCCAAAGUUCUAGGCUUAGAUAGUGAACGUGAAGAAGACAGUGCGCUAACUGGGGUGUAUGUUUAA